Molecule: messenger RNA, 1724 nt
Organism: Malania oleifera
Lineage: Eukaryota; Viridiplantae; Streptophyta; Magnoliopsida; Santalales; Ximeniaceae
Product: 2-alkenal reductase (NADP(+)-dependent)
Exons: 5
Coding region: 401-1450 (349 amino acids)
Molecular function (GO): oxidoreductase activity, acting on the CH-CH group of donors, NAD or NADP as acceptor
Source: RefSeq, a predicted model, not a curated record
AUUUUUAUUGAAGGGGAAGGCUUGAUGAGAAGACUAGUCCCCGAAGGACCUGAUUUUUUCAUCAUCAAGAGAAUCAACGACUACCUUUCUUACCCAAAGUAGACACUACGGAACGUUAGGUUUGCGGCGUAGGACGCGCCGCGCCAAACAUGAAACAGCCCAGCACUGUUAGGUGGUACGUGCGCUGCUACCCGCCGCGUCGGUGAUUUCUGUCAGUACGGUAGAUGACUGGCAUCAGGGCAGCCCAUUUCCACUUCCAGUGCUAUAAUCUGCAUUUAUAUAUUUGGAUUUCACGAAAUGGGGAGGAAGGGAAAGGAAGCUUUUCGACGUUCGUCUCUGUUCUUUGUCUUUGCGCGCACACACAUUUAUAGAAUAAGAGCAGAGUUGCAAAGAGACGAUAAUGGAGGUUGAAGCAGAAGAACGAGAAGUGGGUAACAAGCAAAUAGUCUUCAAAGGGUUCGUAAAUGGGAUUCCCAAGGAAACGGAUAUGGAGCUGAAGGUUGGGGGAACGAUUAAGCUGAGGGCUCCAAAGGGCUCCGGAGCAAUUCUGGUGAAGAACCUCUACCUCUCUUGCGAUCCUUACAUGCGGGGUCGCAUGCGCAAGUUCUACGGAUCAUACAUUCCUCCUUUCGUCCCUGGUUCUCCCAUUGAAGGAUUUGGCGUGUUCAAAGUUGUGGAUUCUGACAACCUUAGUUUCAAACCUGGUGAUUUACUCUCGGGGAUGACUCGUUGGGAAGAAUACAGCUUGAUUGAAGAACAUGAGCAAUUGAGGAAAUUUCAGAAAAACGAUAUCCCUCUCACAUACCAUCUGGGUCUCUUAGGUAUGCCGGGUUUUACUGCUUAUGCUGGAUUUUAUGAGGUUUGUUUUCCUAAAGAAGGGGAAUAUGUUUUUGUCUCUGCGGCUUCUGGAGCUGUUGGUCAGCUUGUUGGGCAACUUGCCAAGCUACAUGGAUGCUAUGUAGUUGGAAGUGUUGGAACAAGCCAAAAAGUUGAUCUUUUGAAGAAUAAGCUUGGGUUUGAUGAUGCUUUCAACUACAAGGAAGAGCCAGACUUUUGUGUGGCUUUGAAAAGGUAUUUCCCACAAGGCAUUGACAUCUACUUUGAUAACGUGGGUGGUGCCAUGCUCGAUGCAGCACUUCUCAACAUGAGAGUUCAUGGUCGGAUUGCCAUUUGUGGGAUGGUUUCUGAGCAGGACCUCUCAGAACCCAAAGGAAUUCAUAAUGUGUUCAAUCUCAUAUCAAAGCGCAUUAAGAUGCAAGGAUUCCUGCAGAGUGACUACUUGCAUUUAUUCCCACGCUUCGUGGAGGACGUUACUAGUUACUACAAGCAGGGGAAGAUUGUGUAUGUUGAAGACCUGCACGAGGGCUUGCAUUCUGCUCCAGCUGCCUUUGUUGGGCUAUAUUCGGGGAAGAAUGUCGGCAAGCAGCUCAUCUGUGUAGCCAAAGAGUAAUUCUCCUCAUCUGUGUAGCCAAAGAGUAAUUCUCCCGGACCGUGGCAAACUUUCAAGUGUGUUGGGUUGCAAGUUGGUGCAACUAUUGGAACCUGUUUGGAGUCUCUUACUGAUCUCGCAAAAAUCAUUUAUGAAUUUAAUGCAUGUUUUUCUUUUGUAUUUUGCAAUUGGAAUAGACCUUUGGAGUAGUAAAUUUCUAUUGAAUUCAGAAUUGCUUUCACUUUCAGUUUUCAUUUUGCAAAUGAAAGAAAAAAAGGUGAUUUUGUGAUAAAAA